AUAUUUUAAUGCUCUUCUCCAGUCUGAAAAGAAUUUCACAGUUUUCUUUCGAGUGGAGAGCUCAUGGAAGCAGAAUACAAAAUUUUCCUGUGUGGAAUACGAAUCAUUUGUGAUGAAGAGUAUGAUGAUAGCUGCCACUGACUUCAUUUUUCCAGCAAUGAUUGCCACAGCCCUACUAGCUCUGAUCACUGCAGUUGUAGUUGUUGUUAUCCUCUUGUGCCACAAUAAACCUAAGAAGAAACAGGAUAUUGUUAAUAAUAAUGGCAUGAAUUUAACGAAGAUGACAAAUGUACAGUCUUCAGAAAUACACACGCUCCAGGAAGAAAAAAGUAGAGAAUUAUGUUCUGUCUGUAUUUUGCCUCAGUCUUGCACAGACAUUCUAUUGGAUGAACUACUGGAUCAUGUGAUCAAGCUGAAAAAACAAAUAGGUGAUGAUGAUGAGGAGGAGGAGGAUGGAAACAGCAAUGGACUGGCAAUGGAGUUUUCUAAAUUACCUGUUGGCCUUUUACACACCUGUAAUGCUGCUACACUUCCGGAGAACACAAAAAAGAACCGCUACAAAAAUAUUAUUCCAUAUGACCAUUCUCGUGUUGUGCUUCAACAAGACAUAGAUAAGGGGUUUGGCGAUUACAUCAAUGCCAGCUAUAUUGAUGGAUAUCAGAAACCCAAUCACUACAUAGCAGCACAAGGUCCUCAAAAGCAUACAAUUAAUGACUUCUGGAGAAUGGUAUGGCAGGAGAAGUCCUCAACUAUUGUGAUGUUAACCAACCUGACUGAGCAAAGAAAGGUCAAGUGUGAAUGUUACUGGCCAGAGCAGUCAAAGAAUUAUGGUGAUAUUACAGUGACUCUUAGUAUGACAAAGCAAGCUGCAGAUGUCAUUAUCCGAACGUUCACUGUUGAAAAGUGUGACUGUUCCUCACGACUGGAGGUAAAGCAGUUUCAUUAUACCUCAUGGCCAGACCAUCAUGUACCAAUAAAGCCAAUCAAGAUUUUCCACCUCCUUAACCAAGUGCAUACCUGCUCAUCAAAUACUACGCAACCUUUAAUCAUUCAUUGCAGUGCUGGAGUAGGACGUACAGGAACUUUCAUUGCCUUGGACUAUGUGUUUGAAAUGGCAAAGGCUGAAGGAAAAAUUAAUGUCUUCCAGUGUGUACAACAAAUGAGGGAGAAGCGCACCAAAAUGGUCCAGACCAAGGAGCAAUAUGCCUUCAUUUAUGAUGUGUUACUGGAGGGGCUAAUAUGUGGUGACACCUAUGUUCCAGUGCAGUUUAUUCAGAGCCACAUGGAAUUCAUGGAAAAAGAUACUGAUGAAGCUAACAGUAUUGGCUACAAAAAGGAAUUUCAGAACUUGGAAACGAUUUCUGAGCUAUUUAAAGAACAGCCUUGUAGAGUAGGACAGAAAGACGAAAAUCAACACAUGAACAGGAAUCCUGAUAUACUACCUGCUGAUCAUGUGCAUCCUAGCCUGAUGUCAAUAACAAGUGCAGAUGGAUCACCGGGAUAUAUCAAUGCAGUCUUCGCUAAUACUUACAACACAAAAGAUGGUUUUAUAAUAACAGAGUUACCUCUGAAGGAGACUAUUCCACACUUCUGGGCCCUUGUUUAUGAUUACAACUGCAGUGCUAUUGUUGUGAUGAACAAUAUUCAAGAACUCGAUGAGACAUACCCAGACUUUUGGCCUAUAUCUGAAGAGUCUGUUUAUGGAGAUUUUGUAAUUACGCUCAUAUCAGAAAAAGAAGAACGUGGAUUCAGAAUGAAGACCUUAGGCAUAAGAAACACUAAACAUCAAAUGGGAGAAUGGAAGAUAAAACAUUUGCAGAUCACCAACUGGCCAAUGAAGCAAUGUUUUCCAGAAUCUCUUAACACUAUUAUCAGCAUGUUGGGAGAAGUGGACAACUGGCAACAGGAAAUGGGUGAUGGUGCCAUUCUUGUUACCUGCUGGGAUGGUGCUAGUCGGAGUGGCUUAUUUUGUGCUGCUAGUAUUCUGUGCAAGCAAAUUCAAAAUGAAGAUGCUGUAGAUGUCCUGCAAGCUGUAAGAACAAUAAGAGCAAGCCGUCCAAAGAUACUUAAAGAUGUGAAACAAUACAGUUUAUGUUACCAGCUGGCACUGACAUACCUAGAUUCAUUUGAAAACUAUGGAAACUUUACUUAACAUCUUCAUCUGUUAUAUAACCAUGUGGCAAUAUGAAGAAAGAAAGUUAUUUCCUCUGUCUGUAUUUGUGGAGUAACUAAAAAUCAUACUUAAAAUGCUGGAUGUCCUUUGAACUAAUAUAAUAUGAGAUAUAGUCUUCAAUUUAGAAAAUAUAUGAGAAAAAAAUAAAAGCAAGAAAUGUUUUCCAAAGCCGACUUAA
Molecule: messenger RNA, 2351 nt
Organism: Protopterus annectens (West African lungfish)
Lineage: Eukaryota; Metazoa; Chordata; Ceratodontiformes; Protopteridae
Product: receptor-type tyrosine-protein phosphatase mu-like
Exons: 20
Coding region: 113-2152 (679 amino acids)
Biological process (GO): protein dephosphorylation
Molecular function (GO): protein tyrosine phosphatase activity
Source: RefSeq, a predicted model, not a curated record